AUGUCCGAGACGAACAACGCCGGUCACCGCUACAGUCGCAGUCGAAUGUCAGAUUGGGCUAUGGAGAGGCGCCGCUUCGGGCGGCAGAACAGAGGCGGCAGUCACGAUGCAAGCUCGCUGACCGAACCCGAACGUGACGUGCGCCGCCCGGCGCGGUCCUCGGCACGAACUCGCCCGCGGCUUGCGAUGGACGAUCUGCUGUCGGAACAACCGUAUAGUGACAACCUGGACCUACAGGAGCUUCUCGAUGAUUACACACAGACCUCAAGAAAUGGCAGCACAGGAUUCGCAAGCUCAGCCAUGUCCCACCACCAGCACCCAGGAGAACUGCCGGAAAGUAAUCGCCGGGCUAAGCGGCGCAAGCUUGACACCGACAGGAUACCGUCCAACUUUGCGGGUUUCAGAUAUGGCCGGUAUGGUCAGGUGGAUCCUGGGCAGUUGACGAUGGAGAUCGUCUCUUGCGAUGGUGGUAUCUACUCCGACGAUGGCUGCCGAUAUGCUGUGGAGAAUAUUCUCAAGAACGACCCAACAGUUUAUUGCACUGAAGGCUCCAGAUGCAACAUCGUGCUGCGGCAUCAAGGGGCUACUGUAUUCACCCUUCAAGAGUUGGUGAUCAAGGCCCCUCGGUCUAAUUACACUUCACCUGUUCAAGAGGGAAUGGUUUUUGUAGCCAUGCAUUCAGACCAUCUCCUGGCGCGAACAGCACAAUAUCAAAUCCAAUAUUCGGACUUGAAAACAUCACCGAGGGACAGUCUGCACAGCCACCUGCCUAUACUGUCGGUACGCCACAAUGCCGAUGGCACAACGAUGACGAAUGCCCAGGUGCGGGCGAGGCGCCUGUACGAGAUUGGGCGUGAUGAUGCGGAUCAACGGGACGUCCGAGUCGCUCAGAUUCCACCAGAAUUUCGAGACAUCACAUCACCACAUGGCGUCAACAUAGAAUACGGCGACGAAGAUGCGGACGAAGAUACGGCACAUGAAUGGCAUGCUGGCUCGUGGCGUUCGCGCCGCGCGAAUGGUCUUGGGCUAGGGCAAUCCGGAAGCGAAAGCAGUGACGAUGACGACGGACUUCAUCAAUAUAUGAGCCGAGCUGAUGACCGACCACGCCGACGCAGAGGCUCACUGAGCACAUCACUCGCAGAGGCGGCAGAAGCGGCACAAGUUGCCACGCAAGAAGCUGUCCGAGCGGUCGGAGGAGAAAUGCUGGCGCCGAACGCUCGAUUCUUUAUUGAGCGCAACAAGAGCCAGUGCACCAUUACGUUCGACCCGCCUGUGUGCGGGAGGUUUAUCCUGUUGAAGAUGUGGAGCCCGCAUCAGGACCCGACGGGAAACAUUGACAUCCAGGCGGUUGUCGCCAAAGGCUUUGCGGGACCGAGGUAUUUCCCUGCCAUAGAGGUCAGGUGA
This is a messenger RNA of Microdochium trichocladiopsis, 1404 nucleotides long. RefSeq lists its product as uncharacterized. NCBI's taxonomy places the organism in Eukaryota, Fungi, Ascomycota, Sordariomycetes, Xylariales, Microdochiaceae. The transcript has 2 exons. The record is from RefSeq and is a predicted model, not a curated record. The coding region runs from base 1 to 1404 and encodes 467 amino acids.